AUGGACCCUGAUCCGGCGCCGACGAGCCCAGCCGGGGGCGCCGCGGCGGGGGCUUCGCCGCCGCCGUCGUCGCUGAUCUUUCUGGGCACGGGCUGCUCCGGCGCGCUCCCCGACGCGCGAUGCCUCAUCCAGCCGUCCGCGCCGCCGUGCGCCGUCUGCUCCACGGCCCUCUCCCUGCCGCCGGACCGGAACCCCAACUACAGGUGUAACACCUCCCUCUUGAUAGAUUAUUGCCAUGGCAAUGGAACUCACAAGUACAUUCUAGUCGAUGUGGGCAAGACCUUUAGAGAACAAGUUCUCCGGUGGUUUGUGCACCACAAAGUUCCUUCCGUUGAUUCGAUUAUUCUGACUCAUGAGCAUGCAGAUGCUGUCUUAGGCCUUGAUGAUGUUUGGGUGGCACUUCCUUGCAGUGACCAGGUUCCUAUUUUUCUAACCCAAUUCACACUGGACAGUGUUGCAGCAAGAUUCCCCAACUUAGUGAAACAGAACCUGCAGGAAGGCGAUGACUUUACCAGACCUUCUCAACUCAAUUGGAUGAUAAUUGAGGGUGAUGUUGAGAAGCCAUUUGUAGCAUCAGAGCUUGAGUUUUUGCCGUUGCCAGUCAUGCAUGGAGAGGACUAUGUUUGUUUAGGCUUCAUAUUCGGGAGGAAAGAGAGAGUUGCAUAUUUAUCUGAUGUCUCAAGAAUUCUGCCUAGAACUGAGCAUGCAAUUUCGAAGUCUGGUGCCGGGCAACUUGAUCUCCUUAUACUAGAAACAAACAGGUUGCAUGGGGCGGGAGAUGCUCGCAGUUGCCAUUUAACUCUCACCCAAAGUCUUGAUGCUGUCAAAAGGAUUUGCCCUAAAAAAGCUAUGUUGAUUGGAAUGAACCACGAGUUUGAACACCACAGAGAAAACGAGAUGUUGGCGGAAUGGUCUCACAGAGAAGGAAUACCAGUACAGCUAGCUCAUGACGGCCUGCGUAUCUUCAUUGACCUAUAAUAAGGCAUGGCUUGUGGAUCGUAGCGCAAUGUUCAAGGAACACUGUUUUGAUGGCACCUGUGAACAGUUUUGGUGAUACCAUUGCAGAAUACUGCAUCCGUAUCUCCUUUGCUCAGUUCUAAUGGGAAGCCACAGGUGCUUUUUUUUUUUUGCGAAAACACUGGUGCUUAACUCAGUGAUUACUUAGUUUUGUGGCAUAUUCAAACAUGGAAAUAUCAGCUGAGAACUACCAAACAGUUGAAAAAUUUAUAUCUUAGACUUUAAACGACAUACUUUUCUCCAAGAAGUUGUCAUGCUUCGACCCGGGUCAGGACAUGACUUUCAACGACUUUCGGAGUUCAAUGCUCUAGCCGGUCCACCACGAAAAGCUUGACAACUUGUUGAUUUAUGAAUACCGAUAAGAAUUUUUUUUUAGAUGU
Panicum hallii is the source of this 1397-nucleotide messenger RNA. Its product is annotated as putative hydrolase C777.06c. The record is from RefSeq and is a predicted model, not a curated record. The transcript has 9 exons. NCBI's taxonomy places the organism in Eukaryota, Viridiplantae, Streptophyta, Magnoliopsida, Poales, Poaceae. Bases 1 to 978 code for a protein of 325 amino acids.